Molecule: messenger RNA, 1077 nt
Organism: Salvia splendens (bonfire salvia)
Lineage: Eukaryota; Viridiplantae; Streptophyta; Magnoliopsida; Lamiales; Lamiaceae
Product: bidirectional sugar transporter SWEET10
Exons: 6
Coding region: 57-866 (269 amino acids)
Biological process (GO): carbohydrate transport
Cellular component (GO): membrane
Molecular function (GO): sugar transmembrane transporter activity
Source: RefSeq, a predicted model, not a curated record
CACCUCAUCACUCAUUUUAUUCUAAGGCUAUACAGUGAUCCCAUCAUCUGGAAGAAAUGGCUGAUUUGGCUUUUGUUUUUGGCCUUUUAGGGAACAUUGUGUCGUUCAUGGUCUUCCUUGCUCCAAUUCCCACAUUCUACCAAAUCUACAAGAAAAGAUCAACUGCAGGCUUCCAAUCCCUCCCGUACAUCGUGGGAUUGUUCAGCGCUAUGUUGUGGAUGUACUACGCGUUUCUGAAGCCCGACACCACCCUCCUCAUCACCAUCAACUCGGUCGGCUGCUUCAUUCAGUCUGCAUACAUCUGCUUCUACCUUGUUUUCGCCUCCAAAGACACUAGGAUUCAAACCGUGAAACUGAUUCUCUCGUUGAACGUGGUGGGAUUCGGACUAGUUCUAUUCCUAACUCAAUUCUUUGCCAAUGAAUCAAACCGCGGCAGUAUUGUUGGAUGGAUUUGCCUUGUUUUCUCCCUCUGUGUGUUCGUCGCGCCUCUAGGCGUUGUGAGACAAGUGAUAAGAAUGAAGAGCGUGGAGUACAUGCCGUUUCUUCUCUCGUUCUUCUUAACCCUAAGCGCGGUCAUGUGGUUUUUCUUUGGGUUGCUACGCAAAGACUAUAACAUUGCUAUUCCUAAUGUUCUGGGAUUCAGCUUCGGGGUGAUUCAAAUGGUGCUUUAUCUGAUGUACAAAAACGCGAAGGAAGGAGGCGUGCAAGUGCCUGAAGUAGUAGAGGUUAAAAUAGAGAAGAUUAGUGAAUUGAAGGAACAGAUCAUUGAUGUUGUUAAGGUGGGAGGAAUGACUUUGGAGAUUAUUCCUUUAGGCGCGGACGGAGGCAUUAUCGUUGGAGGGGAUAAAACCUGCAGCCCGGAAUAACGAAUCAGAAAAUAUGUGUGUUGAAUUAGCUAGUGUUAGUAUGGUCUUGAAGUGGCAUAAGGGCCACAUUGCUUUAUUUCAUUUCUAGAUUGUUAUGACUUUUGGAUUUGAUUUAUGUUAAUUAGGUUGCUUUCUACUUAGGUGUUUCUCAUUUGUUAAGGUCAAGUGUAAUGUAUGCUUCACUUAAUCAAAUGCUGCAUAAUUAUCUCUA